Culex pipiens pallens (northern house mosquito) is the source of this 1553-nucleotide messenger RNA. RefSeq names its product reticulocalbin-2. The record is from RefSeq and is a predicted model, not a curated record. Gene Ontology annotation, cellular component: endoplasmic reticulum. Lineage: Eukaryota; Metazoa; Arthropoda; Insecta; Diptera; Culicidae. Gene Ontology annotation, molecular function: calcium ion binding. The coding region runs from base 162 to 1169 and encodes 335 amino acids. The transcript has 3 exons.
UUAAUCCUCCAUCGCAUUGUUUACAUCACGUACAUCAGCAGAAGUGCCAGCAAGCCAGCAGAAAAUCGUUUCCGCAGCUGGAUUUUUAAAUUUUUAUUUCAUUCCGGAAAUAAUCGAUACGACGCGUACGAGUAGGAAAAUCGAACAAACCAUCAAGGCCAAUGAACCUGCAGGUAUUUCUGCUGCUAGCCGGGACCGUCCUGGGUCUUUCGGUGGCGGCCACAACCCACAAGCACUCGCACACUGCCGGCGGAGGGGCCAAGGAGCGCCUCGAGGAUGGAAGCUACGCCCCGCGGGAUUCGCACCACAUGGACGGGAUAGGCGAGCACCACUCCGAGUUUGACCACGAGGCAAUUUUGGGCAGUGUGAAGGAGGCGGAAGAGUUUGACAAUCUGUCGCCGGAAGAGUCGAAGAAGCGGCUGGCCGUGCUGGUCACCCGGAUGGACUUGAACCAUGACGAGUUUGUCGACAGGCAUGAGUUGAAGGCGUGGAUUUUGAGGUCGUUCAAGAGUUUGGCGGAGGAGGAAUCUGCGGAUAGGUUUGAGGACAUUGAUACCAACGGGGACGACAUCAUCACCUGGGAGGAAUACUACGCGGAUACUUACGGGAUGGAGAGUGACGACGAUGAGGACGGCGAGCGGCAGUUUGAUCCGACCAAGGAGGAGGAGAAGAAGCUGAUUGCCGACGACAAGGAAAUGUUCGAGGCCGCCGACGAAAACAAGGACGGAAAGCUGGACUCGGCGGAGUUUGUCCUGUUCAUGUCGCCGGAGGAGUUCCCGCAGAUGUUUUCCGUGGUGCUGAAGCAAACCUUGCGCAAUAAGGACGCGAACGGGGACGGCAAGAUUGACUUCCAAGAGUACGCCGCGGAGCAGUCUCGCAACCAUGACAAGGAGUGGCUGAUAACGGAGAAGGACCGGUUUGACAACGAUUAUGACAAGGACGGUGAUGGCUAUCUGAACGGGAAUGAAAUUCUGUCCUGGAUUUUGCCUAGCAAUGACGAAGUGGCAGAGGACGAAGUGGGCCACCUCUUUGCGUCCACAGACGACAACCACGACGAUCGUCUCUCGUACAAGGAAAUCAUCGACAACUACGACAUCUUUGUGGGCAGCGAAGCCACCGAUUACGGUGAUCAUCUGCAGAACAUUCACCACUUUGAUGACGAGCUGUAAUUGUAAGUAUUUUGUAUUGUCGCCCCUUUUGAGCAAAUUGCAUGUGGUACAAACGACGCGCGCGCGUUGGCUUCAAUUUAAAUUCGUCUAGUCCCACUCUUCUGCCAACAACGCAACGCGCACUAUAAUCUAACGAACAAAUUUUCUGAUGGCCAUCAAACAGACAGGAAUCUCGCGAACACAAACACACAAAUUAGUCAGUAGAGCCCAACACAACUUCUCUUCUUCAAGAUCGAAUCAAGAGGCUUCGAUUUCGUGCAUUUACUAGAAAGGUCAAUUUCGGAAGAGUCUUAAGAAAUAUCCGGUAGCUUUUAUGUAUGGUACCUGCGAUUAUCAGCUAGGUAUUUAACAAAUUAACCAAUAACUAAUUUCUUGUAACCAAUC